This is a messenger RNA of Rhea pennata, 2765 nucleotides long. It is a transcript of the gene KLHL8, whose product is annotated as kelch like family member 8. Gene Ontology annotation, molecular function: protein binding. The record is from RefSeq and is a predicted model, not a curated record. The coding region runs from base 193 to 2043 and encodes 616 amino acids. The transcript is spliced from 10 exons. Lineage: Eukaryota; Metazoa; Chordata; Aves; Rheiformes; Rheidae.
GCGGCGCGUGCGCAGCACCCCUCCCCCCAAGUGCCCCGCGCGGGCGCGGGUGUCCGUUGUGGCAGUUGGCCGCGCGCGGACGGCAGGAAAAUGAAAAGAACUUAACUGCAUUUUUGGAGUGACUCCUGAUGGGCUGGAUUUCGUCUCGGUGGGAGCAUUUGAAGAUUCGCGCUGUGAAAGAAGAAACAGCCAAUGGCUUCAGAAUCCAUGGUCCCAGAGCAAGCAAAGCAGCAUCUGAUAAAGGGAAAAAGGCGGCAGCAGCAGCAAACUAGGUCUUCCAACAGUGAUGUUGAAGAUGAAAUCUUUGUAUUUGAAGCAAAUGAGGCUUGGAAGGAUUUUCACAGCUCUCUUCUUCACUUCUUUGAAGCUGGAGAGCUCUGCGAUGUUACCCUAAAGGUUGGUUCAAAGCUCAUCCCCUGCCACAAACUGGUGCUAGCUUGUGUUAUACCUUAUUUCAGAGCCAUGUUUCUUUCAGAAAUGGCUGAAGCCAAGCAGACGUUGAUUGAGAUCAGGGACUUCGAUGGUGACGCGAUAGAAGAUCUCGUGAGGUUCGUGUACUCCUCCCGACUUACUCUGACUGUCGAUAAUGUCCAGCCUCUCUUGUAUGCCGCUUGCAUUCUUCAAGUGGAGCUUGUAGCAAAAGCUUGCUGUGAAUACAUGAAGCUACACUUCCAUCCCUCCAACUGCCUGGCGGUCAGGGCGUUUGCAGAGAGUCACAACCGCAUCGACUUGAUGGACAUGGCCGAUCAAUAUGCUUGUGAACACUUUGCCGAAGUGGUGGAAUGUGAAGACUUUGUGAAUGUGUCACCGCAGCACCUCCAUAAACUCUUGUCCUCCAGUGAUCUGAAUAUAGAAAAUGAAAAGCAAGUUUACAAUGCUGCUAUCAAGUGGCUUCUGGCCAAUCCGCAGCAUCAUGCUAUGUGGCUGGAUGAAAUACUUGCUCAGGUACGACUGCCUCUGUUGCCCAUUUGUUUCCUUAUGGGUGUUGUGGCAAAGGAAGAGAUUGUCAAGCAGAAUCUAAAAUGUAGGGAUUUGCUGGAUGAAGCAAGAAACUACCACCUUCACCUGAGCAGCAGGGCAGUGCCAGACUUUGAAUACUCCAUUCGCACAACACCAAGGAAGCAGACUGCUGGUGUGCUAUUCUGUGUUGGUGGUAGAGGUGGAUCAGGUGACCCAUUUCGUAGCAUUGAAUGUUACUCCAUAAGUAAGAACAACUGGUUCUUCGGCCCCGAAAUGAACAGUAGGAGAAGACACGUGGGUGUGAUCUCUGUGGGAGGUAAAGUCUAUGCAGUAGGUGGACAUGAUGGAAAUGAACACUUAGGAAGCAUGGAAGUAUUUGAUCCUUUCACAAACAAGUGGAUGAUGAAGGCAUCAAUGAAUACAAAGAGGAGAGGAAUUGCUCUUGCCUCCCUCGGUGGCCCCAUUUAUGCAAUAGGAGGUUUAGAUGACAACACAUGCUUCAGCGAUGUGGAAAGAUACGACAUUGAAUCUGAUCGAUGGAGUGGAACUGCUCCGAUGAACACUCCCAGAGGAGGAGUUGGCUCUGUAGCCCUCAUGAACCAUGUUUAUGCUGUGGGUGGCAAUGAUGGUGUAGCAUCUCUUUCCAGUGUGGAAAAAUAUGAUCCCCAUUUGGAUAAGUGGAUCGAAGUGAAAGAGAUGGGUCAGCGAAGAGCUGGCAAUGGUGUUAGUGAGCUCCAUGGCUGCUUGUACGUUGUUGGUGGUUUUGAUGACAACUCUCCACUGAGCUCUGUGGAGCGGUUUGACCCACGCAGUAACAAAUGGGAGUAUGUAGCAGAGCUGACGACUCCAAGGGGUGGAGUUGGCAUAGCAACACUGAUGGGUAAAAUUUUUGCAGUUGGAGGUCAUAAUGGCAAUGCGUACCUGAAUACAGUGGAAGCAUUUGAUCCCAUAGUGAACAGGUGGGAACUCGUCGGCUCUGUGUCACACUGCAGGGCAGGGGCAGGCGUGGCCGUGUGCUCCUGUCUCAGCAGCCAGAUCCGGGAUGUGGGCCAAGGAUCCAGCAAUGUCGUUGACUGCAUGUGAACUCUGCCGCCUCCUCCAAAUUCCAGGGGAAUAACAGUACGGAGGCACCGCAGAGCUUUUUAAACACCGUGUUUUGUAUGGUAGGUAAUGAAAUAAAGACAAAGCAUUUUUCUGUAUGAAAAUGUUACUUACUGCAACAUUAAGGUUUUGGGGGUGAGACAGAAAAGCCUGCGGAAACAUGGAAUAGAAGUCUGUCUCACAGGAGAAAACCCACUACAGCUGUACCUGCCCCAUUUUUAAGAAGUUGGAAUUUCAAAAUCAUUUCAGGCAGCUGCUGCAGGACUCAUUACUGAAUUGUAAACCAGGCAUUGGGUGAGAAGAGCUGCAGUCGGUACUGCUGAACCUUACCCAGCUGCGUUCUCUGAAGGACUAGCGUGCCGUUUAAAUGUAACUUGUUUUUCAGAAAUGCAAACAUUUUCUAGUUUUAGGAAAGCUUUGAAACACAAAGCCUUUCAAGUGCUGGAAGAUAAGGACAUCCCUGUUUCAUACUGAGCUAACCAGGGCAGAGAGGUUAACUGUUUACCUCGCAGAGUGUCCACAGCUGCUGCUGGCUGCAGUGGAAGGUUUCUUCAGACUGAAAGACAGUCUAAAGCUGUCUUUUAAGUACUUUCUCUCUUGUUGCAAAGCUGAAAGGAUACUUGACCUGUUUGUAGGACUUUAUCACUGGGAUACUGGAAUUCUUCUAUCUUCAAUAAAAUACAUAGUAAUGACUCCCUCCAAAA